Messenger RNA from Tripterygium wilfordii, 2250 nucleotides. RefSeq names its product pentatricopeptide repeat-containing protein At3g06430, chloroplastic-like. NCBI's taxonomy places the organism in Eukaryota, Viridiplantae, Streptophyta, Magnoliopsida, Celastrales, Celastraceae. The coding region runs from base 161 to 1666 and encodes 501 amino acids. The transcript is spliced from 2 exons. Gene Ontology annotation, molecular function: protein binding; mRNA binding. The record is from RefSeq and is a predicted model, not a curated record.
AAAUUAAUAUGAAAAGAGAGAGCCAGAGCCAGAGCCAGAGCCAGAGCCAGAGCCAGAUUACUCGAUAGGUCACGGAUAAGUAGGUCAUUUUAACUCUGGUUCUUGAAAUCUCAACAAAGAUUUUUCGCCCACUCCACUACACCUAUUCCCAGGGUGAGCAAUGGCGUCCUCAAUUUCGCUCUCCUUCUCUUCUGCCCUGCUUCCCUCUCCUCUUUUUCAACCCCACAUUAACACAACAGCAGCCACUCCAUUCACCACCAACACCUCCAGGAUUCUUCUUCUCUGCGCAUUCACUGCCGCAUCAACAACUACAUCUACUAGACGACCCACAUCAUCAUCAUCUACUAAGAAGAGGCACUGGAAAGAAGGAGAGUUCCCUGGGGCUGGAAUAUCAGAGACUUCGGUGGUUGGGACUUCGAAAAAGCCACCUAUUAAGAAUAUCAAGAAGAAAUUGGACCGCAAAAACAAGGCUAAGGCCUGGGUCAACACUGUCACCGAGGCCUUAUCUGACUCCAUUGAUAAAAAGCUAUGGCUCCAAUCCCUUGAGGUUUUUGAGAUGCUUAGAGAACAACCAUUUUAUCAACCAAAGGAAGGGACCUACAUGAAACUCCUCGUUCUGCUUGGUAAAUCUCGACAACCUCAUCGAGCACGUCAGCUUUUUGACCAGAUGAUCGAAGAGGGGUUGGAACCCACCUCAGAACUCUACACUGCCUUGCUUGCAGCUUAUUGUCGCGAAAAUCUCAUUGAUGAAGGUUUCUCUAUUCUUAACCAAAUGAAAACUCUGCCUAGUUGCCAGCCUGAUGUUUUUACCUACAGUACAUUGAUCAAACCUUGUGUUGAUGCUACACAAUUUGAAUUAGUUGAAUCCUUGUAUGAAGAUAUGGCUGGACGACUAAUAAUCCCGAACACUGUUACACAGAAUAUAAUGUUAAAUGGAUACGGCAAAGCAGGGAAAUUCGAACAGAUGGAGAAAGUUCUAUCUGGGAUGUUGGAGAGUACUGCUUGCAAACCUGAUGUUUGGACUAUGAAUACCAUACUGAGUGUGUUUGGCAAUAAGGGUCAGAUUGAUAUGAUGGAGAGAUGGUAUGAGAAGUUCCGGAAUUUUGGUAUUGAGCCAGAAACUCGCACUUUCAAUAUUUUGAUUGGUGCUUAUGGGAAGAAAAGAAUGUAUGAUAAGAUGUCAUCAGUGAUGGAGUACAUGCGCAAGGCUCAGUUUCCAUGGACAACGUCAACUUUCAACAAUGUGAUUGAGGCUUUUGCAGAUGCAGGGGAUGCAAAACAUAUGGAGUACACGUUUGAUCAGAUGCGUGCUGAGGGUAUGAAAGCAGACACUAAAACUUUCUGCUGUCUUAUCAAUGGAUAUGCCAAUGCAGGUGUUUUCCAUAAGGUUAUCAGCACCGUUCAGCUGGCAGCAAACUUUGAGAUUCCUGAAAAUACCUCUUUCUAUAAUUCAGUCAUAUCUGCAUGUGCAAAAGCAGAUGAUUUAAUGGAGAUGGAGAGGGUCUUUAAGCGUAUGAAAGAUAAGCACUGCACUCCAGAUUCAAGAACCUACUCUAUCAUGGAGGAAGCAUUUAGAAAGGAAGGCAUGAAUGACAAGAUAUAUGAUCUGGAGCUGGAGAAACAGGAGGUGCUUGCCAAUGGUUCAGAGAUUGAUGAGGCCACCUGACUGAAGUCUAGAUAAGACUGCAUAUCUACUUAUUACACAGUUCAACAUUCUUGUGAACUGGAUUCAGCAUGUGGUGAGAUCACUGAUAGGGAUGCAAUGUGGCCGGCAUAUGCCUAGUGCUUGUGGACUGGUCUCCUGUAAAACUCAUGUUCAUUAUUUGCCAAGUUCAAAAAGAUAGGCGGUAGGCGGUCAAGCUCUAACUUAGUGGAAUAACUAAACCUGCAAUUGCUCCCUAUCUCAUUACAUGGGUAGAACUAUUGCAAUAAAUUUUUUAGCCAUCUCCUGUACCAAGCACUUGACAAGUUAAUCAUCACCUCUGCAAAGUUGAGUUAAUCUCGUUGGCCCUUUUGUUCCUCCAAAGGUACCAAUUUAACAUUGAUUGCUCUUUGUUAUUGUGAUGUGCAAGGAAGCUAUGAUUGUCGGAUUAAAGAGUGAAGAACAACCAUCUAGCUUCUUUGAUGUGUACAACUCUGUGGCUUAAUCUUUUUGAUGCGUUCCCUCCUUUUGUAUGCCUAUAAAGAUAAUCAUAUGAUUUACGAAGUUGUUGAAAGAUGUUGAAACUGCAGCUGGUGGUUGUAGAACUA